This is a messenger RNA of Penaeus vannamei (Pacific white shrimp), 2454 nucleotides long. RefSeq names its product oplophorus-luciferin 2-monooxygenase non-catalytic subunit. Gene Ontology annotation, cellular component: plasma membrane. Gene Ontology annotation, molecular function: protein binding. The record is from RefSeq and is a predicted model, not a curated record. NCBI's taxonomy places the organism in Eukaryota, Metazoa, Arthropoda, Malacostraca, Decapoda, Penaeidae.
AUGCGUAUCACACAGGCAGUUUCGUCUUCCUCGAUUCUUGAACAUUUAUUUCGAUCUCCUCUUUUAUUUUUUAGAGGAACCUUUUAUCUUCAUAAAACUUGUAAUUCUGUUGGAUAUUUAGAAAAGUCGUUUUUGUUGAUUGUAAAACUCAAGAAAGGAGAAAAAAAUCUGAAGAAACCUUGCAAGACGAGAGAGAGUGAGCAGGGUAUUAGUUUAUCUGUCAGCUGGAGAACUAUCACACUCUCUCACGGGGUGUGGUAUAAACAACACCAGCCACACUGUGUCUCGGGGCGCGCUCUCGUGCUCGUGUGCUCUCCUUCUGAAGCUGGGUGUAGUUCCUGUAAAUGCACGACAGUGACAAGCAAGUCAAGCUAUUCUAUGUUAUUUUCGCGACGAUUUACAUCUGUUGUCGAAAUCAUAUCUAUAUGUGUGUGUGUGUAACCAGACGUAGAGACAGAAUUUGUAUAUCAAGUGACUGAUUAUCAAACAUAGAAAACAAGAAAAAACAUAUUUUGAACAUUAUAAGUCAUAUUCGCCAUGAACGUGUGUAAGAUCAUUAUAGUACUUUUGUGCGCGUGCAACUACCAUGGAAUCACAGGAGAGGGUCUCAGGAAAUCACACCCUUUCCUCCGCGCCCCCACGCCCGCUUCCCCAGCCCACAGAGCUGAGAGACAGGUCAGAUCGCCUCCGCCCAGGACGAAGGCUCUCCCUCCAACGUACCUGCUAAACCACGCAGACGGCGGGAGCGAAUCCAAGCCCCGGCCGGAGCCAACCUUCGGCCUCGCCUCCGUGAAGCACAAGUCGACAUUCAACGACCUCAGCGUCUCGGAGGAGCAGAUGUCCCCGGAGGUCGACCCAAACCGACCUCUGUCUGCGCUAGCGCCCUUUGACGGAGGAAGACACGACGACUGCGAAGGGUCGUUAUCGGUCGCGCCCCCCAGCGUCGCUCCCGUGCCGCUCCCGGGCCCGAGGACCUGCAGGAGCUCGGCGGCGGCGAAGGAGGGCGAAGGGCGUCUGUUGCCUGAAGUGUGCGACAAGUGCCCGGUGACGGAGGCCAACCUGAACGCCCUCGACCCGUGCAUGUGUGUGGGAAACAACGGUUCGGGUGCGGGUACGAUCAGCAUCACGUGUCCGACCUCCAUGGCAACGCUGGACCAACUAGAGAGCAUCCUAACAACGCCUCAAUAUCUUACCUACGAUGUCUUCAGAUUUACCCUAAAAGGAUCGAACGUGUCUGGCGUGCUAACCCAAGACACGUGGGGCAACCUGACGUUCCAUCAGGUGGUCAUCGAAGGGAACCGGAUCACGCAAGUUGACAAUAAGGCUUUCGCGAACUCCGCCCAGACGCUCACUUUCAUCAGUCUGUUCAACAACCAAAUAGACUACUACGUGACGAACAGCCAUAACGACCUGCCCAACCUGCGGACUCUGGUGCUCAAGCAGAACAAGAUCGCGGUCAUCUUCGCCAGCGCCUUCAGUUACGCCUCUCUCAAGGAGCUCGACCUCUCGCACAACGAGAUCGCCACCAUCGGCAAGGAAGCUUUCGCAGACCUUGAUAAACUCGAGAGACUGUUCCUCUCCUACAAUAAACUGACUAAAUUGGAAAAUGACUGGUUUAAGUUCCACAACCACCACCCAGACACCAGUUUCCUGCAGAUCGAUCUUUCGCACAACUUUAUUGACUUCAUAGAGGAGAAAGCCUUCCCCGCCCUGUGCAAUGUUCAGAUCGACCUCCGCUACAACCAGCUGACCACCAUCUCCGAGCCUGUGUUCCGUCCGAUCAUCAUCGCCAGCUCUUAUUUUGCUCAUUUUAUAUUCGAAGGCAACCCCAUAGUGUGUGACUGCGGCAUUCUGUGGGUGGUCGAAGAUCCCUUCAUUCCCACUUGCUUUGAUAACUUCAUUUGUCCCAAUCUCAACUUACCUCUGUGGGUGGUAAAGCCGGCGGAUUUAGGCAACUGUUCUCGAAUCUAGACAGGUGCUUAAUCAUCUCCAGAAGCACGAGACUGAGAAUUUAAACAUUUUGAAUUUACUGAGUAUGUAUAAGUAACAUACAUGCGAGAAACUUUCGGAUGCGUCGUGAUUAUCUAUAACUUUAUAAUGAUAGUAUGAUAAAACAUUUUGAAUUUACUGAGUAUGUAUAUGUAACAUACAUACGUGACACUUUCGAAUGUGUCAUGAUUAGCUAUGACUUUAUAAUGAUAGUAUGAUGACGCAUAUUCUUUAAGCUCGUGCCGGUCAUUAUAUUCGGAUAAAAUCAGUGUAUUCAAAGAAUCUGACGAGGGUGUAGGUCUUUGAUAAUUGUGCUGAUUUUUGACAGCUGAUGAUUAUUCAUAGUUGUGAAAUUUGAUUAACCCGAUUGAAUACAAUUUUAUGUAAGUCAUGUAUCAAUGUCAUUAACACUGCAGUGCUAUGGUAUCAGCCAUCUUUUAUAACACAUACACACACACACACACA